Olea europaea var. sylvestris is the source of this 2864-nucleotide messenger RNA. RefSeq lists its product as uncharacterized. Gene Ontology annotation, cellular component: Mon1-Ccz1 complex; lysosomal membrane; late endosome membrane. Gene Ontology annotation, biological process: regulation of autophagy. The transcript is spliced from 15 exons. The record is from RefSeq and is a predicted model, not a curated record. Gene Ontology annotation, molecular function: protein binding. The coding region runs from base 450 to 2678 and encodes 742 amino acids. Lineage: Eukaryota; Viridiplantae; Streptophyta; Magnoliopsida; Lamiales; Oleaceae.
GGGUGUGAAGAGGUUGCACUUCUUGAAAAUCUACAAGCGCAACUGUCAUACAUACAAAAAUCUCUACAAUUCUCUCUGUCUUCUCUUGAAAAAAUGAUCCAAUUUUAAGGUGUUCUAAUUUUUUAUUAUGAAGGAGAAGAAUAGUGCUACUGCAUCGGUACUUAAGCGUAUCUUGUUGAAUUGUUCAGCUCAGGCCAAACAAUAUGGUAGCUGUGUUGCGGCAAGGGUUCCAGAAGUUGAACGAGACAUGUGCUUAAAAGAAUUCCUUCUCUUAAAGAAUUGCAUGUGGAAUGUUCUCCAACGAAAGGUUUGAGUUCAAGGAAGUUUAUCAAUUUGGCAGGAAAACACUCUAGGCAUCAUUGGUAAAGCUUCACUGUUGCUGCAGCUUAGACUUAGUUUAAACACGUCCUACCAAAUUUUAGUUGCAUAGAGAACAGGAAAACGUUGACAUGUCUGGAAAAGCAUCUUCUUCUAACCAUCAUGGUUUAAAUGUAUCUGGUGCUCUGUCACAUGUUUAUAUUCAAUAUCCACCUUUAAGAUGCACACUCGCUGGAACAAGAAGUUUCUUGUACGAUGAUGGGAAUAAACUGCUACUUCAACUGACAUCUGAUCGGAUUUUCUCAUGGAAGACUGCUCCAUAUGAUCCUAAUGUUUUUCCAUCCUCUGAUCCACUAUGCGAAGGCCCUGUGCUGUGUAUUCGAUAUUCUUUAGAUUUAAAGCUCUUGGCCAUCCAGCGAUCUAAUUAUGAGGUUCAGAUCUGGAACAAGCAAACAGGAGAUACUUUCAGUCAGAAAUGCAGGUCUGAAUCAGAAAGUAUUCUGGGAUUCUUUUGGACAGAUUGUCCAACUUGUGAUAUUGUAUUUGUUAAAACAAGUGGACUGGACUUCUACUCUUACAAUCCUGAGUUAAAAUCACUCCAUUUGGUUGAGACAAAGAAAUUGAACGUUAGUUGGUACAUCUACACGCAUGAAAGCAGGUUGGUGCUUCUUGCUUCAGGCAUGCAGAGCAAGAGUUGCACGGGGUAUCAGCUUUCAUCGGCUGGAAUCAUUCGCCUGCCUAGGUUUGAGAUGACAAUGGCAAAAUCUGAGGCAAAUAGUAAGCCUAUUCUUUCUGCUGAAGAUGUCCAUAUAAUCACCGUGUAUGGCAGAAUUUACUGCUUGCAAUUUGAUAGAGUUGCAAUGCUACUGCACUCAUAUAGGUUUUACCGGGAUGCUGUUGUACAACAGGGUUCUUUGCCAAUUUACUCUAACAGGAUCGCUGUUAGUGUGAUUGACAACAUUUUGCUUGUUCAUCAAGUGGAUGCGAAAGUUGUCAUUAUAUAUGAUAUGUUUGCAGAAUCACGAACACCUAUAUCUGCUCCACUUCCUCUAUUGCUGAGAGGUUUCUCUAGAGCUUCAGAGUCAGAAGAGUUGAGUGAUGCUGAAAUAAUCAUCUACGGAGAUGACUGGUCUUUUCUUGUUCCUGAUCUUAUAUGUGAUGUUGCUAAUGGUUUUUUGUGGAAGAUCCAUUUGGAUCUGGAGGCUAUUUCUGCCAGUAGCUCUGACACGCCAUCAAUCCUUGAAUUCUUGCAGAGAAGGAAAUUGGAAGCAAAUAAGGCUAAACAGUUGUGCUUGGCAAUUGCUCGCACUGUUAUUUUGGAAAGAAGAUCUCUAGCCAUGGUUGCCAGGGCAAUAGAUGUUUUAAUGACAACCUACUCACAGGCAGUCAAAACAGGCAGUUAUCAGAAGAGAACAGAUGCAGAAGAGACUUCACCAUCUGGUGUUUCUAAUUUAAAUAGCCCCAAUAGAGUUGUUGAUGAAUCCAGUGGAAUAGAUGCAUCUGGAGUCCAGCAGGAACCUGCUCGUGGCAUUGAGAAUGAAUCCUCGAAUAUAUUUACACAAUCAACAUCAGGUUCUGAUGGAAGUGUGAGCUUUGAAUCAAAAAAGAUGACUUCUCAUAAUCUUGAUUCAUCGAGUGGUAUAACUGAGGGAGGAUACAUGGUGGAGCCUGAAGCAUCUGGUGCUCAAGUUGAUUCAUCAGUUGUACAAUCUCAAAUUCUUGUAGCUGGUAACAAAGCAUUAAAUGCUAAUGCUUCUGAGCAGCAGGAAUCCCAAGUGAGUUCGGCAGCAAUUUCACCAGCAGAUUUGUACAGAUUCGUGUUUGCGGCUAUUGAGGAAGAGAUGUUGGGAGAUGCAUCUUACUUGAUUUCUAUCAUUGUUGAGUUCGUUCGCAGUGCUAGCUUUGAAAAAUUGAAGGUGGAUCCAAAUACUUAUGUCUUCAUGGUACAACUACUAGCUCGAGAUGAACGUUAUGAAGAACUUGGAUUGUUUGUCAUAAAUAAGAUUAUCGAGCCCUCAAAAGAAGUAGCAUUACAACUGCUAGAGUCAGGCCGUCAGAACAUUCAAACACGAAAACUGGGGCUGGAUAUGCUAAGAGAGCUCUCAUUGCAUCACGACUAUGUGUUGCUGCUUGUUCAAGAUGGAUAUUAUCUUGAAGCUUUGCGUUAUGCUCGGAAGAACAAGGUCAACACUGUCCAGCCUUCACUGUUUCUUGAAGCGGCUCAUGCUUCUAAUGAUUCACAACACCUAGCUGCUGUUUUGAGAUUCUUCUGUGAUUUUAUUCCCGGCUUUAAGAACACUGCAGAUCACCAUGCAUAUUGCCGCAUAGUUGCUGACAUGAAUUCGUCGAUCGCCACCUGAGAUGUCUGUUCGAGAAUGAUUUCAUCACUCUGAAUCUGGAACCCUACCAUAAUUCAAUGCAUGAAAUAUUAUUAGGUUACUGUUCUUCAAGUGCAUAUUGUACUUAAUAUCCAUGUAUCAGAUAUAGAUAUUUCUGCACAUUUAAAAUAUAUUUUAUGCGACUUUUAGCGAAUUACUCUUCUCCAA